Strongyloides ratti is the source of this 1668-nucleotide messenger RNA. RefSeq names its product Homeobox domain and Zinc finger, LIM-type domain and Homeodomain-like-containing protein. Gene Ontology annotation, biological process: neuron fate specification; axonogenesis; positive regulation of transcription by RNA polymerase II. The coding region runs from base 1 to 1668 and encodes 555 amino acids. The transcript is spliced from 8 exons. The record is from RefSeq and is a predicted model, not a curated record. Gene Ontology annotation, molecular function: cis-regulatory region sequence-specific DNA binding; DNA-binding transcription factor activity, RNA polymerase II-specific. Gene Ontology annotation, cellular component: nucleus. NCBI's taxonomy places the organism in Eukaryota, Metazoa, Nematoda, Chromadorea, Rhabditida, Strongyloididae.
AUGAUGGCUGAUCAAGUAAUACCUCUAUUAAUAAGUUAUAACAAACUGGCUACAGAAAUUAUAUCAAUUAAUAAUACCUCAUCAAUGUCGAUGGGAUCGACAACAACAUCUACCCCAUCAUCAACAGCCACAAAUACGGCAUCAUUCAUUUUAGAUUCAACUAGUCCAUCACCCUCAAAAUAUUGGAAUUCAUCAAUGAAUACUUCUUCAUCAACAGCCUCCAAUUCAUCUAUUGGUUCGUGUUUUGAGGAAUUGUCAACAAAUCAUAGAAGCAAUAAUUAUACAAUGGAUAAUAAUAACAAUUCAAAUAAUAAUGGAAGUAAAGGAAUAACUUCUAGUGGUAUUGAUACUUAUUCAACUUUUAACGAGUACCAAAAAAUGAGUUUGUCACCAAAGACAACCUCUAUUUGUAAUGGUUGCAGGCAUCAAAUCAAUGAUAGAUAUGUAUUAAGAGUUAAUCCAAACUUAGAGUACCAUGAAUCAUGUCUUAAGUGUACCCAUUGCUCAUGUUCUCUUGAUGAGACAACAAAUGCUUUCGUCCGUAAUUCAAAUAUAUACUGUAGGGAUGAUUAUUUCCGAUUAUUUGGUAUUAAAUGUGCACGAUGUGAUGGAUCAUUUCAUAGAAAUGAUUAUGCUUUAAAAAGCGCCUCAAAUACAUUAUACCAUGUAGAUUGUUUUUCAUGUAAUACCUGUUCAAAAAAGCUUCAUUCAGGUGAUCAAUAUUUAUUAAGAGAAAACGAGUUAUAUUGUCGUUUGGAGUGUGCUGAAGCCACCACCUGCCUCAUUAAUAAUCCAUCAUCUGUUGGGACAACGACUGGAGAUCUCCUUAGUAAAAUGGAAGAUGAUGAUACAUGGGAAGAUAGGUUAUCUCUUAAUAAUUUAGAUCAUUUAAAUUCUAUCUCAACACCACCAUUAUCAAUAAAAAGUUCAAAUUCUGAAGAUUCUAUAGCAACAUCACAUCAUCAAAGAGGUUGUAGUAGUAAUGAUAAUGGUCUACUUAAUGGUAGUGGAUCAUCAACCUCCAGUAAUAAUGGUUGUGGUAGUAAAAAAGGUAAAAAAGAUAAACAAACAACUAGAGUUAGGACUGUAUUAAAUGAAACACAAUUAAGGACAUUAAAAGCAUGUUAUGCUUCAAAUAGUAGACCUGAUGCCAUUUUGAAGGAACAAUUAGUUGAGAUGACUGGCCUCUCCGCCAGAGUCAUCCGUGUUUGGUUUCAAAAUAAAAGAUGUAAAGAUAAAAAAAGGCAAGUUGCUUUAACUGCUAUGCAACAAGCUGCUGAAAAGGAAAGAGCACUUAAUGGAGUUAGAAUAAAUGGUGUUGGACCACUAGUUGCACCAUCACCAACAACUCAUCAUGAUUCAAAUCUCCAAGGAAUAGCACCUAUUGAUAUAAGACAAUAUCCAGGUAAUUGUUGGGAAACUCCUGGUAUUCCUAUACAACCUCCACCACCAUAUCACUCAACACCUCAAAUGAUAGGAGGUCAUAUGAAUCCAUAUAAUAAUGAUCAACAACAGCAACAACAAAUGAUGUCAAUGAAUGGUGGUGGACCACAACCAGGAUGUGAUAUGGGAUCAUUUCAAAUGAUUCACCAAGACAAUGACUACAAUAAUAGACUUGGAAUUUUAGGUAUUGGAAAUGAUAUCACUUCAUCAUCAUUAAAUGAUUAG